CUCUACAGUCUGCCCAUUGCUUUCACAAAUGGGGGGAAAGGGGAGAGAAUAGAAAGCAGAGCAUUUUUGUCCUGAGAUGGAAGGGCACGAUCGUCAGUACAAGCCUCUCGCCAUCUCCAAUUUUCCUUCUCCGACCUCUGCCCACUCCAUAUAAACCCAUUUCCUUCUCCAUCUCCUGAAAGAAGGAAGAAAGAAAAAUAGAAAAACACUCUCUCUACCCCAAUCUCCAUUUCUCUCUGUAGAAAAGCCGCUCUCCGGGGAACCCCAAAUCGUUCCCCUUCUGAAAUUACCCCCCGCCUCUUAUUCUGAGUAGUGAUGGGUGUGAGCUGCUGCCGGUGCUCCCAUACUUCCCACAUCACUGAGAUAAUCAUCACCAGCUUCUUUCGCCAUAAGUCCGAAAUAUAGAUCACCGUAAUCAAAAGUGGAAAGAAGGAGAAGAGACUCGGUUUUUCGCUGCGCUGUGACACUCGAUUCGGAGAAGUGUUCGAUUUUUUUACAGUGAAGGUUGUUUUGCCUGAGCUUGCCUUGUCAAUGGCAGCUUGAGGGGAACACACCAACGAACAACAAGAAAGGAACUUGUGGGUGGGGAUCUAAGCAACAAAACAACUCACCUGUUUUCUUUUUUCCAUUUUCUCGCAAUCUUAGAAAGAAAAAAAGCUACUGACUUUCAGAAACACCAUGGCGGCGUGUGCUAGCGGCGGCGGCGGCGGCCGCGACGUUGGCGGUUUGGGUACUGUCCUGCUUCAGACCCAUCGAGGUGGCGCUUCUCAGCCCCUUGAAUCGUUCUUCCUGCCUUCGUCUUCUUCUCCUUCUUUCCUCGGUCCAAGAUCCAUAGUCCGUUUCGACGAUUCGAACGGAUCAGCAACAAGCAGGCCCUUCUUCACCUCAUUUGAUGCCGACGACAACGGCGACGACGAUUUAGACGAGUAUUUCCGGCAACCGGAGAAGAAGAGGAGGCUCUCCGUGGAUCAAGUCCAGUUUCUCGAGAAGAGCUUCGAGGUGGAGAACAAACUGGAACCCGAGCGCAAAAUCCAGCUGGCCAAGGACCUCGGCCUGCAGCCUCGGCAGGUCGCUAUUUGGUUCCAGAACCGCCGCGCUCGGUGGAAGACCAAACGGCUGGAGAAAGACUACGACCUUCUCCAGUCUAGCUACGACACUCUCAAGGCCGACUACGAUGGCCUUCUCAGGGAGAAAGACAAAUUGAAAGCCGAGAUCAAUUCGCUGACAGACAAGCUGCAGCAGAAAGAGAAAGCGACGGGAAGCUUAGACUUGGCUCACAAUGAUGCAAUGUCUCGAGAAAUACCACUGGAGAAACCAAAUUUAGAUUCAGCAUCUGGUUGUAAGCAAGAAGACAUCAGCUCAGCGAGAAGUGAUAUAUUCGAUGCAGACAGCCCACAUUACACAGAUGGUGUCGUCCACUCUUCACUGCUGGAGGCUGGAGAUUCGAUCUCGUCGUACGUAUUCGAACCAGACAACCAGUCUUCGGAUCUUUCUCAGGACGAAGACGAUCAUCACAACAACAACAACAGCUUGUGCUGCAGAAAUCUACUCCCUGAUCAGUAUGUGUUCCCAAAGCUGGAAGAUGAGGACUACUCGGAUCCACCAGCAAGCUUCGAGGACCAAGCGUUCUGGUCUUCCUGGUCAUAAUCAAUCAAUCACUUGGCCGAUCUUUGGUAUAUAUAAAUAAAACAUGUGUGGUAAAAAUUAAAUGGUAAUGUUUUCUGCUUUUAAUUAUGGUUUUGUUUUUGCUGCUUAAGAGCAUAUGAUUAGAGUCAUGAUUGCAAAUAAAUAAGGAAUGCCUGAUCAAUUGAGAUAGAGAGAAACCCUAUGUUGUUGGAAAACCUCCUAAAAUGUGGUUAAUUGGGUGUUUCUCUUUUUUGUGGUGGUACCCAUUUUGUUGUCUAGUUAGUCCAUGAAAUCAAUGAUUGUGAUUAAAUAAAUGUACUUUUGGGUUAAUCAUCCUUUAAUGAAGUUGUGGGAAUCAAAGGUCAAACAAAAGCAAUGCUCUUUUGGUACGUGGAAGCAAAUUAGUAGCUUGAUUAGUGGGUGCGCCCUUUCCAAGGGCCACAAUGGUACUUAAGAGGAUGAAUCUGUGUUGUAGACUUGCAUUAGAAUAGAAGGAUAACAAAUAUGUACUCCCCAGUCCCCAUGAUGUGUCAAUGUGCAUCUUAAUUCUCAAGAUACAAAGUGGUAGUUUGCUAGUGGUGGAAGUCAAAAGUGGUCAUUCUUAUCAAUUGUCCUUUUUUCCUUUAAAAUGACACUAGGAUGGUUUUUUAUAUACUUUUUACCAAUCAAGAUUAUGACAUUGUUUCAUGUUUUUUACUAUAUGCAUUAGGUUAAAUACACUUGUAUAUUCAAAACUUUCACGGUUGUGCCAAUAAUAUCUAAAUUUCCCGAAAUACCACUUAUAUCCAAUUCCUUCACAUUCUUUAACGGUAUUUCUGGAUAUACAAGUGUAUUUAACCAAAAAUAUAUUUGGAAAUGGAUAGAUUUGGCAAAGAACAACUUUAAAACAUGGAUAUAAGUGGUAUUGUGGGAAAUUUGGAUAUUAUUGGCACAAUCGUGAAGGUUUUGGAUAUACAAGUGUAUUAGACCUAUGCAUUAUAGAGUACAUCAUUAAGGUAUUGGUUGGUGAUAUGUAGAUUAUAGGGUUAUAGGUAUAAUAUGUCUCUCUACUAUGACUUUCUAUCAAACAUGCCUCUCUAUUAUUUUUUACAUCAAACAUGCCCCUGUACUUUGAAAAAAUUAUCAAACAUGUAUUAAUUUUGAUUGAAAAAAUUCUCAAUCAUGGUUGAACCGAUAUUUAGACGACCCGACAUUGGCAAAUGGGAGAGAAAAUGAAAGUUUUGUCCCCCGUUUUAUUCCUCUAGGUCUCUUCAAAGUGAAAUUAUUUGAAUUAUUUGGCUAUACAAAAUAACCAAAAUAAAUUCUAAAGUGAAAUUAUUAGGGAUAUUUUAGACAUUUGUGUCGUCCAAACCAAAGCUCGGCCAUGAUUAAUGGUUUUUGGAUGAAAAUUUUAACACAAGGGCAUUGUUUGAUCAUUUUUACAAAGUACAUGGGCAUGUUUGAUGUAAAAAAUAGUAGAGAGCAUGUUUGAUGAAAGUCAUAGUAGAAGGGCAUAUUAUACCUAUAACCCUAAAUUAUAAAAAUAAGGUAUUUGGGAUAAUAGAGCAAGCAAUUCCUAGUUGUCUAUAACUUGCAUAACUUUGGAAAGCAAAAAUGACUUUGUUGAGCAAACUGGGUUGCCCAUUUUUUACUAUCGUGAUGGGUAGAUGUUAUUGUGAGUAAACAUUGUUGAAUUAUGAGUUUUUCAUGAUUUUAAUCGUUGGAUGCAUGAGAGGGUAAUGACAAAAUCACACACUCCAUCGUUGUGUGCAUAGAGUUACUAAAAAUCAAGGGACUAGGUGAUACACUAAUCGCAGCCACCUUAAAGUCUACCCAUAACAUAUAUACUAACCAAACUGAUUCUUUCAAGUGGUAAGCCAAAUGGAAACAGUGAACUCCAAACCAAAAAAGAAAGAAAUGAGUGAUGCGAUGGGGAAUGAAAGAUGGUAUUGGUG
Messenger RNA from Linum trigynum, 3560 nucleotides. Lineage: Eukaryota; Viridiplantae; Streptophyta; Magnoliopsida; Malpighiales; Linaceae. The record is from the annotation of a GenBank genome assembly.